This is a messenger RNA of Melanotaenia boesemani (Boeseman's rainbowfish), 3415 nucleotides long. RefSeq names its product phosphodiesterase 6C, cGMP-specific, cone, alpha prime (gene pde6c). Lineage: Eukaryota; Metazoa; Chordata; Actinopteri; Atheriniformes; Melanotaeniidae. Gene Ontology annotation, molecular function: protein binding; 3',5'-cyclic-nucleotide phosphodiesterase activity. Gene Ontology annotation, biological process: signal transduction; visual perception. The record is from RefSeq and is a predicted model, not a curated record. Bases 122 to 3400 code for a protein of 1092 amino acids. The transcript is spliced from 31 exons.
CAGGAAAUGAAAGUGCUGGUCAAACAACGGUCUCGACGCAAACAGACUAAUUUCUGUGGCUAUCUUCAAUUUUCUUCAACUACCACUCCAUUUUACAUUUUCAGUACCAACAAAGCAACUCAUGACGUCUAAAGGCGCCAAAGAGACCAUUGUCUCCAAAUUGGGUUUCAAAUCCAGCAGCUCCAAGGCUGAGGUGGAGCUGGAGAGAGUCAGGAAGGAGAAUGCUCACCUGAGGAGAAAGAUUGAUGAACUGGCCAAGCGACACAUCAAACACCCUGAUUCAGACAAAAGCAAGCUGCUGGAGAGAAUCCUUUCCCUAGAGACGCUGCGAGAGAGGAACAAUCAGCAGUUGUUGGUUAAAGAGCAGGAACUGGAAACUCUGAGACAGCAGCUGUCAGCUAAAGGAGGAGAGGUGGUAGCAUCACUGCAGGCCCAGCUGGAGCAACGGAGGAAAGACGUAGAGCAGAGAGAUGCGUUGUUCCAGAACUUGUCACAGGAGACGGAGAAUCUGAAAAACAAGCUGGCCGCUGUUUCUGCUCGAUGCCAGUCCCUGGAAAUGCAGGUGGUGAAAGGAGAGGCACCUGCUGCAGACUUUGCAUUAGUGCAAGAUCAACUGAGAGAUGCUCUUGAAAAGAACCAGCAAUGGCUGGUCUAUGACCAGCAGAGAGAGGCCUAUGUCCAGUCCAUUGUUGCCCGUACACGGGAUCUGGAGCAGCAGCUGGCUCAGGCAAAGCAGCAGCAAACCAAAGCAGAAGCCGGUUCAGGGGUUCCAACCAGCUCUCCAGAUCCUGGAAAAGAGUCUGAAGUGAAAAGCCACUAUGACCAGCUGCUGUCAGGAGUGCAGAAAGACCUGGAGAGCCAAAAAGAUCUUACUGCCAAAGCCCAGCUGGAGCUGAAUGUGCAGAGAGAACAGACCUUGAAAGCUCAGGCUGGGCUGCAGUGUCAGAAGGAGCAGGUCGCCAGAGUCCAAGAGGAGAUGUUAGUGAUGAAGAGGAAAUACGAGGACAAGUGCCGCGAGUUGUCAGCCUUUCUGAGGAAGUACGAAGAGAAGAGCAAGGACCUGGACGAGGCCAAGAUGCAGCUACAGGCAGAGCGAGUUGGCAACAGACAUGUAGCGAAUGAAGAAAGAAAAGCGUCGUCUGAGCAGACAGACAGAAUAAAAGCAGAACUGGAGAACGUGAACACCAGAUUGGAGGAGGAGAGGAAGAGAUCUGCUGAGCUUUUGUUGCAGGUGAAUAUGCUGCAGAAGUCUCUUCUUAGCCAGAAUGAAGAGCAGAGGAGGAUUGCAGCACUGGAACAACAGAAUUCAAAGUUCAGUGACUUUGUGGACAAACAGACUGGAUACAAGACCAAGUGCAUGCUUACUUACCCUCUGGUGGCUGAAAAGGAGUGUAUUGGUGUUGUCAUGGCACUUAACAAAAUAGGAGCUGAUACAUUCACUGCAGAGGAUGAGGAGCUCUUCCACAAGUACAUGACCUUUGCCCAAGUCAUCGCCCUGCAGCAUUACACAAUGUAUAUGCACAAUGUGGAGUCUAGAAGGAGUCAGGUGCUCCUCUGGUCAGCCAGCAAAGUGUUUGAGGAGUUGACAGACAUUGAGAGACAGUUCCACAAAGCUCUCUAUACUGUAAGGACCUAUCUACAAUGCGAGCGUUACUCAGUGGGUCUGUUGGACAUGACCAAAGAGAAGGAAUUUUAUGAUGAGUGGCCUGUGAAACUUGGAGAUGUGGAACCCUAUAAAGGACCAAAAACACCUGACGGCAGGGAAGUAAUCUUCUACAAGAUCAUUGACUACCUCCUGGAGGGCAAAGAAGAAAUCAAAGUUAUACCUGGUCCACCUGCAGAUCACUGGGCUCUGGUUAGCGGACUGCCAACCUAUGUCGCAGAGAACGGUUUUAUCUGCAACAUGAUGAACGUGGCUGCAGAUGAUUACUUCACUUUCCAGAAAGAAGCUGUGGAUGAUACAGGGUUUGUUAUCAAAAAUGUCUUGUCACUGCCGAUUGUCAACAAGAAGGAAGAAAUUGUGGGCAUCGCAACUUUUUUCAACCGGAAAGAUGGCAAACCGUUCGAUGAACAUGAUGAACAGAUCACUGAGGCCCUGACACAGUUCCUGGGGUGGUCAGUGCUGAACUGUGAUACCUAUGACAAGCUGAAUCGCAUGGAGUGGAGGAAAGACAUUGCCCAGGAGAUGCUCAUGUACCAAACGAAAUGUACCAAAGAUGAGCUGCAGACCAUUCUGAAUACCAAGGAGAAGUUUGACGCAGAUCCGGAAGACUGUGACCAGAAAGAGAUGUACAAACUACUGAGAGCAAACUGCCCCCCUGCAGACAAUGUUGAUGGAGAGACUCUGUACUCAUUCGGCUUCAGUGACUUCCCUGUUAGUGAGCAUGGCCUCAUCAAAGCUGGCAUUCGCAUGUUCUUUGAGCUUGGAGUUGUUGAAAAGUUUAAAGUUCCUGCAGAGACGCUGACCAAGUGGAUGUACACUGUGAGGAAGGGUUACCGUUCUAUUACCUAUCACAACUGGAGGCAUGGUUUCAAUGUAGGCCACACCAUGUUCUGUCUGCUGCAGACAGGAAAGCUGAGGAAGUACUACUCUGAUCUAGAUGCCUUCGCCAUGGUGGCUGCAGCUUUCUGCCACGAUAUUGACCACAGAGGGACUAACAACCUUUACCAGACAAAGAGUGCAGCUCCUCUGGCCAAACUUCAUGGCUCUUCCAUCAUGGAGAGGCACCAUUUGGAGUUCAGCAAGACGCUCAUGGGAGAUGAGACCUUGAACAUCUUCUGUAACCUCCAGAAGCGUCAGUUUGAGACUGUGCAGCACUUGUUUGAUGUCUGCAUCAUUGCUACAGAUCUGGCCCUUUACUUCAAAAAGAGAACCAUGUUCCAAAACAUUGUGAAUGCCACAGAGCCGAUGGCAGAUGAAAAGGAGGCCACUGCUUACAUUUCCAACAACCCCAUCAGGAAGGAAAUUAUCAUGGCCAUGAUGAUGACAGGCUGUGACUUGUCAGCCAUCACCAAGCCAUGGGAGGUACAAAGCAAGGUGGCUCUGAUGGUCGCUGCUGAAUUCUGGGAACAGGGUGAUUUGGAGAGAAGUGUUUUGGACCAGCAACCAAUUCCCAUGAUGGACAGAAACUGUUCCGAACAGCUGCCCAAGAUGCAGUGUGGUUUCAUUGACUUUGUCUGCUCAUUUGUGUACAAGGAGUUUUCCAGGUUCCACAAAGAGAUCAAGCCCAUGUUUGAUGGUCUGAACAACAACAGGGCACACUGGAAUGAGCUGGCUGAGGUGUACAAUGCAAAGAUGAAGGCAAUUGAAGAUGAGAAGAAGAGACUAGAAGAGGAGGAGGCCAGGAAAGCUGGAGGGGGUGGCGAUGGAGGGAAGUCGAAGACCUGCACCAUCUGUUAGGAUCCUUUGGUUCUU